AUGGAGGACGAGGACGUGGCGAUCUGCUUGUUGCGCAGCCUCUCCGAGAGCUACAAAAACGUAAGUCUCAACUUAGAGAUGAUCAGCGCGGAACUGCGGACGCAUGACUAUGUGAAAAUGCUCACGAGUAAGCACAUCAAGAAAAAAAGGCGAGAAGACAACGUCGGCUAA
This is a messenger RNA of Peronospora matthiolae, 171 nucleotides long. Lineage: Eukaryota; Oomycota; Peronosporomycetes; Peronosporales; Peronosporaceae. The record is from the annotation of a GenBank genome assembly.